Messenger RNA from Rhagoletis pomonella (apple maggot), 1240 nucleotides. It is a transcript of the gene Syngr, whose product is annotated as synaptogyrin. The record is from RefSeq and is a predicted model, not a curated record. NCBI's taxonomy places the organism in Eukaryota, Metazoa, Arthropoda, Insecta, Diptera, Tephritidae. Gene Ontology annotation, cellular component: neuromuscular junction; synaptic vesicle membrane.
CUCUUUUCCAUCGUUGUCUUCGGCUGCAUUUCAUCGGAAGGUUGGCGCACCGACGAGAAUGGCAAGGAAGUGUGUCUGUACAAUGGUGAUGGUAUGGCGUGCAAAUAUGGCAAUACAAUUGGCGUAUUCGGUUUUCUGGCGUCGAUGGCCUUCAUCGGUGGUGAGUACCUGUUUGAACGCAUGUCAUCGGUGAAGAGCCGGAAACGUUAUGUGAUGGCUGAUAUGGGAUUUUCAGCGUUCUGGGCUUUCAUGUACUUCAUUUCAUUCGUGUAUUUGUGGUCGCAGUGGUCCUCGUCGCCAUUGCCACCAGGUGGCAUCGGCGUUGGAAAUAUGCAGGCGGCUAUUGUAUUCUCAUUUUUCUCGAUUUUUGUGUGGGCUCUUUGCGCCUUCCUCGCCUACAAACGUUUUCUCAUCGGCGCCGGUGAUGAGUUCACAUCAGCCUUUGAAACAGAUCCAGCGAACGUGGUGCAUCAGCAGGCAUACACCAGCUACUCCAUGGAUAAUGACAACGAUCAGUAUAGUACGUCGCCGUUUAGUGGCCAACAACAACAACUAGGUAUGGAUCAGCAAGGCAUGGAAUAUCAACAGCCCACCUAUUAAAUAGUAUGAACGGCAAAUGCAUACAUGCAUAUGUAUGUAUAUCAUCAGCAGUUUAGUAGGAUAUCAAAAUAUGAGCGAUUGCGUUCGGCAAUUGUUUGUCGACUAGGCUCUUACAUAAGAUCAUAAAAUUUGGCAUUUUGCGGGUGAAUUUUGAAAUGCGAUGUAAAAAAAACGUUAAAAACUUUAACCGAAAACUAAAACAUGAACCGAAUACACCGAUAGCAAACAUAUAUACACUUAAAUACAUACAUAUGUAGACAAAUAUACACAUCUGAUGAAGCAAAGAAAUUAAAAAUAUGUACAUUUAUAUAACAAUUUGCGAUGGCGCGUAGAAAUGGUUGGAAAAAACUGUAAAAUUGCCGUCACAAUGACGCAAAGUAAAUAUUUAGUUAAAAGUAGAGUUGAUUAAGAAAAGUAGUAGUUUGUUAUUUUCGAAGCUUGAUUUCUCUAUGAGACAUUACGCGCGAAAAAUAUACCUACAUACAUAUGUACAUACAUAGGUAAUUACUAGGGCUGGAACUUCUAUCCGCAUUUUUUGAAUAUCCGGAUAGUCGAAUAUCUGAAUAAAAUAUCCGAACAAAAUGAAAAGAUAUUAACCAAAUAUCUGUGGAUGGCAAAAUUAGCGGUAUAAACCGUUACC